This is a messenger RNA of Drosophila sechellia, 1388 nucleotides long. Its product is annotated as putative serine protease K12H4.7. Gene Ontology annotation, biological process: proteolysis. Gene Ontology annotation, molecular function: dipeptidyl-peptidase activity; serine-type exopeptidase activity. NCBI's taxonomy places the organism in Eukaryota, Metazoa, Arthropoda, Insecta, Diptera, Drosophilidae. The coding region runs from base 2 to 1339 and encodes 445 amino acids. The record is from RefSeq and is a predicted model, not a curated record. The transcript has 6 exons.
AAUGUGUAAGCGCAUUUCAAUUUUGUUUUAUAUAAGUGCUCUUGUUAAUGGAAUUCGAUCCGACAAGGAAACUAUUGAAUUUAGAUGGAUUGAGCAGAAAUUGGAUAAUUUUCAUAAGAAUCCCAGAACAUUUAAAAUGAGAUAUAUGGUCAAGGAAGAUUAUUUCAAGCCAAAUGGCACAAUAUUUUUCUUUAUUGGUGGGGAGGGAACAAUUUUAUCGCCUACUACAAAUGUUUCAAACAUUAUGUUGACCAAGAGUUUUAUGCACGACUUGGCAAAAAAGUAUGGAGGAUAUCUGGUGCACAGUGAACAUCGUUACUAUGGAGAAAGUAAGGCGACAAAAGAUCUCAGCUUAAAGUCCCUAAAAUACCUCACAGUUCCUCAGGCAAUGGCAGAUGUUGCACAACUAAUUCGAUUUUUUAAAGCAAAUACCACUUAUUUUGGUCAGUCCAAGGUAUUUCUUGUGGGAGGAUCGUAUUCAGGUUUUAUGGUGCCCUGGUUUGCCAAACUCUAUCCAGACUUGAUUGAUUUGGGCUGGGGUUCCAGUGCCCCGUUUCAGUUUAAAAUUGAACUAAAAGAAUUCUAUACAGAAGUUUUCAAAAUUGUCCAACAAAUUGGUGGUAAAAAGUGUCAUGAUGAGAUCAUAUAUGGUUUCCAAACUCUUCGAGAAGCCAUUAAAAAAGAUAAUACUUCAAAGCUUGUGGAAAUGAAUAUUUGCGGAUUUGACCACGUCAAUAAUUUUCAUGUAAUUAAUUUAUUUGAAAGAUUAACAAAAGUCAUUGGUUCUCUGGUGCAAUACGAAAAUGAAACCAAUGUUCAAAGAGCCUGCAAUGAGAUUUCGGAAACCUCUUUUACUUCCUACCUCAGAAAUAAACUUAAUGGAAAUUCGACAAAGUGCUACGACUCAGUUUCCAGUUUAACGCCUUUGCGGGAUGUUCGUUUAAUCACAGACUCAUCACGCCUUUGGUUGUACCAAUGUUGUACUCAGCUUGGAAACUUUCAGACUUCUGAAUACGUUCCACUUGAUUUUUGGCUAGAUAUGUGUGCUGAUGUCUUUGGAUACAAGUUUUCCUACUGUUACAUAAAUAAAAAGGUGAAAAACACUGAUCAUAACUUUAGGGACUUGGACAGCAGUGAAAAGAUGCAGCGCGUCUUCCUAACCCAGCCAGAAAUGGACGCUUGGUCAGCUACUAAGGUGAGAAAACACAAUCGGACUUAUAUUUUAAAGGGGGCCACUCACUGCGAGGACUUACAGCCAUCAGCAGUGAAUGUAAACCCAUCCAUAAGAACACUGUUGAUGGACAUCGAAUUCGAAGUGCAAAAAUUACAAAAUGAUUAGCCACUUUAAAUUGUAUUAUUCCAUUUACAAAAAGCUGUAGUGCAGUUCU